AUGAGCCAAAACACUCCACCAAACCCUAAAGGCUUAGGCCGGGUCAAAGGGUCUGUCAAUGCCCCCAUCGCAGCCUUCACGAUGGCACUUGUCCUCCUCAGCUACUGUGUCAGCUCUAUCCACUCAGCAAGACGUGACAGAUUGUCAAAUGCGUCGCGUCUUGCUAUGAACCACACAUCACAUCCUGACAGAAAGACUUCCUCUUGGGUCCGGGAUGCUCUAGACGAGAGUAAAGCUGAGCAAUGGGAGAAAGCUGGGAAGUAA
Penicillium taxi is the source of this 264-nucleotide messenger RNA. RefSeq lists its product as uncharacterized. Bases 1 to 264 code for a protein of 87 amino acids. NCBI's taxonomy places the organism in Eukaryota, Fungi, Ascomycota, Eurotiomycetes, Eurotiales, Aspergillaceae. The transcript has 2 exons. The record is from RefSeq and is a predicted model, not a curated record.